This is a messenger RNA of Arachis ipaensis, 1541 nucleotides long. Lineage: Eukaryota; Viridiplantae; Streptophyta; Magnoliopsida; Fabales; Fabaceae. The record is from RefSeq and is a predicted model, not a curated record.
GCGCUGUCUCUCUCUCUCUCUCUCUCUCCAACGGCUACUAGUGCAGAAAACACCCUCACUAUUCAAAUUCUCAAGACUGAAGAAGCUCCUCACCCACUUCAUCAUUAGAAGCGUUACGACAUUCAAUAUUUCAAUUCAAUUCAAAUAAAAUCAUGGAUGAUUCUUCUUCUACACCACAGAAACAACAAGACCCUCUUCCCAUGUCAAUCGACUCCACCACCACCACUUCGCCCCUCCGCAGGUCCAGGACACGCCUUGCCGACCGUCUUCUCGAACCGGAGGAUUCGCCGGAACCCGCCGUGCCGCGGAGGAGGGCCAAGGCGGGAAGAGGGGCACAGGCGACCGUCGCGGCGGCACUGCCAUCUCCCAGAAAGUCUCGGAAGCCGAGGAGGCGCUCCGAGCCUGACGUUCGGGACGAGAAGGACGCUAUGGCGGAAGAGGUUGGAAAACCUAGAAAGCGAAGGAACACAGUGCGGUCCAAGAAGGAAAAAUCAAACCCGGUGCUCCCACCACCUUCAAUCCCAUUUCCUCCAACUGAAGAAGGAGAAGAAGAAGAAGAAGAGGAAGAAGAAGAGAAUGGAGCAAAAUCAACCCUUUGGUUUGGUAUUGGGUCUCUCUGCCUCUUAUCUUCUUGCUUUUCCAAAGGACUCAACUUUAGCAUUUUCUCGGCAAUGUCACAAUUGGCUAUUGUUUUUCUUGGUGUCUCCUUUGUCCUAAACACAAUUUGCCAAAGGAACCAGGUUGAGAAAAAGCGCGAGUUCAAGCUGAAAGAAGAUGACAUUUUGCACCUUGCAAAAUUGAUUCUGCCUACUUUGAAUCUCACAAUUUCAGUUACAAGACAGCUGUUUUCAGGAGAACCAUCCAUGACCCUCAAAGUAGCUCCUUUCCUUUUACUAGGUGCGGAAUAUGGACACUUUAUUACAAUCUGGAGGCUGUGUGCCAUUGGGUUUUUAAUCAGCUUCACUGCUCCAAAGCUUUAUUCUUGCUACACUGAAAAGAUAAACCAAAGAGCUGAUCGCUUUACCUUAUGGUUGUUGGACAUAUGGUGUACUUGUACUCACAAGAAGAAACUAGUAGUAUCAGCACUUAUGGCUUUCUGGAAUCUUUCUUCGAUAAAAACUCGAAUCUACACGGCUUUUAUGUUGCUGGUAUUAUUUAGAUAUUUAAAGCAACAUGUUGUGCAACAACUAGAAAAGGGAGAAGAACAAGUAGCUGAGGAGGAACAACAGCAGGCAACGGUGGUGGCACCAACGGAGGAAAAGGAACCACCGGCUACUGUGGUGGCAGGAACUGAGGAAAUGGAAACAGCGCAGGCACUAGUGGUGGCAAGAACAGAGGAAAUGGAACCACGGCAGGCAUUAGUGGUUAGUGGGGAAAAAGAGGUGCUGAAACUAGGUGAAAAAUAAUGGUGUGCUUGCUUAUCUACUGCAUUAGCUAAACAAAAAUAAUCAAGCAGCACUUUCUUGAUUCCUGACCCUAUAGAUGCACAAACAGAAUUCAAGUUAGUGCACAAGUUGGGGCAUAUGAAGCAGUAUUCUUUU